Ostreobium quekettii is the source of this 1644-nucleotide messenger RNA. The record is from the annotation of a GenBank genome assembly. NCBI's taxonomy places the organism in Eukaryota, Viridiplantae, Chlorophyta, Ulvophyceae, Bryopsidales, Ostreobiaceae.
AUGGACAAUCUCAGCAGACGAGCAUCCUCAGGCCAGGAGUGCAGCCGCCUGGGCGGGUGGGGCGACCUGCCACACUGCCUGCUCCACAGGGUGCACCUGAUGCUGAAGCUCACCAUGGCCCCCGGCCGCCCCCCUUCGGGCCAGCGCGUCUCCCACGCCAGGCUCAGCGCCGCCCUGAAGAGCAUGCGCCUCGUGAACCGCCACUGGCACGACCUGGUGUCCAGGCUGGUGCGCAGACUCAGCCUGCCCUGGGGCACAGAGCCCAUAUCUGGGGACACCAUCGCGGCGAUCUCCCGCAAAUUCCCAAACGUGGAGGUGCUGCAGGUUGGCCUGGGGCUCGGUCCCGCCGACCUGUCCUCCCUGGCGGCCAUGUCGCGCCUCACCAGCCUCAGGUUCACUUACCCGCCCCGGGGCGGCGCGGAGUGCGCCAUCAGGGGCCUGGCAAACGUCACCAGGCUGAAGGAGCUGAGGCUGGCCGGCUUCGGUGAGAUCAACGAGUCUGGACUCCGUGUCCUGACCGCCCUGUCCCGGCUGCAGAGACUGCACCUGAGCUACGGCCCAAGGGAGAGAGUGCGCGAUUCGACCCAAGUCGGAGCGUUGCGUGCACUGCGGGGCAUGCCGUCGCUCACCUACCUCCGGCUGGAGGCGCCCGCCGCGGUGAUGAACGUCAAAUGGCUGGCGGCCCUAACGGGCAUCGCCGACCUCGACCUGAGCGGCUGCUCGCUCAUGGCGAUGACCGAGGGCGAGGACGACUUUCCCACAGGGCUGGCCGCGAUGGAGAGGCUCACCAGAUUGGACUUGGCCGACUGUAACCUGACCGGGAGGGUGAUGAAGUGGGCGCUGUCGAACAUGAGCCUGACGGACCUCAACUUGCGCAGGUGCGGUUUCUUUGCCGAGGGCCAGCUGAGGCGGCUAGCCGCGCUGACGGGCCUCGCCAGGCUGUCCCUGCAGGGCUGCGCCAACGUGGGCGGGCGCGAGGCGCUGUACCUGUCCCGCCUGGCGGGCCUAAGGGACCUGGAUCUCUCCUACUCGGACGUCACAGACGGCGGGCUCCAGAUGGUGGCCAAGCUGCCGCGCCUGGGGCGCCUCUCCCUGCGGGCCUGCUCCAAGGUCGGCAGCCCGGGCGCGCGCUAUCUGGCCACUAUCCCCGAUCUCACCACUCUCGACCUGUCCCGGUGCCCGGUGGCAAUCGACUUCAUCUCCACCAUGACGUCCCUCACGGACUUGUCCGUGUCGGGCUGCCUGGCCACAGAGCGGGACAUGCCCGGAUUGGCGGCCCUGAGUCUGCUCGCGCGCCUGGACCUGGGCGACUGCAGGCUGGUCAAAGAUUGCGGCCUGCAGGCGCUGGCGGGGAUGGCGGCACUGCAGGACUUGUGCCUGGCCCGCUGCAAGGGGCUGACGGACGGGGGGAUGCGGUGGCUGGCGUCGAUGCCGGGGAUCACAAGGCUGGACCUGAGGGAGUGCCCUGGCGUGACGGCGGCGGGCGCGGCAUGUCUGACGGCGCUACCCGGCCUGGUGGAGCUCAGUUUGGGCGAUUGCGGGCCUGGGAGGAAGGGGGGAGAGGCGGGGACGGAUGUGAUGAGCGUUUCGGGCGCCACGCCGCGGUCGGGGGCCGAAGGGAUGGUGUGGGGUUGGGGCAACUGA